AUGGCGCUUCGCCGGCUCCCCUUCGAGCUACAGACGCUGCUGUGGCACUUCCCGUCCUACCGACUGGUGCCUACAGCCGUCUCGCCAACUCCUUCAUCGGUGCUUUGGUCUCGUCACACCUCGGCCCCGGCGGUCGACGCCAGCCUCGCUCGUUUCCAAUCGUCGUCGCACGUCGUUUCUCACCCUUCGCCGCUCGCCGUUGACGACAUCACCGCGACAGGCCCGGCCAUCUUCGAAGACGUCUCGAACGAGUAUCAAGAAAUCCCUUUGUCGACGCUCGAUUUUCCUCGUUCCGCUCCUCGCUCGAACGACGAUGCCCUGCUCGCAUUGCUCGAAGCAGGCGAUCUCGUCGGCGCACGAUCGCUGAGAAAAGAUCUCAUCGAUUCUUCCCAACUUAUUCCGCCCCGAUUCGAAUUCCUCAAAUACGCUGAACAGAUACUGCGGGCUGAUGUCGCGGGUACAGAGACCACGAACGAUUGGUUGGAAUGGUGGUCGCUCGCGCCUUCGCUCGUCUCCGCGAGGUCGAUGAUGGGUCAACAUCCCGGCCAAUACAAGCGCAGGGUAAGGGAGAUUGCACAUGUCGCGGAGAGGAUCUUGGACAUCUUGAUGUCGGGCCGGAGAGGGCGGCAAGCGACGACAACCGAUUGGAAUCGCGUCUCGGCAUUUGGUCUUGUGCUCGCCGAGCAGGGUUUCGUCCGAGGGCUCGCCGACAAGGUUCUGGUUCAGGCUGCGGCGUACGCACCUGUCGACCAGAGCGAAAUGAUGUGGUUGUCUUCAGUCGACUCCCUCCGACGGGUGUACCACGACAUCGGCUCCCCAGUAGGCUCACCACAGAACGCCUCCACAUCAUCGCCGAGCGCCAGAACAGACGCUUACAUCGCAUCGAGGGUACAGCAAGAUUUCAUUGCGCUCAGAGAGCGACGAGCUGGAAUGCUCAGAGCGCAUUGCAACCUCGGACGACUCGACCUCUUCACCGGUCUACUCGACGAGCUGGCUCUCGUUGAAGAUCUCGACGGUCGACCCAUGUCGCUUCCGAACGAGAGUUUCAUCCCUCUUUUGGCCGAAACGGCGACGUCAAAUCGGUUCGAUCUCUUCGAAAGGAUCUUGGCGAACUUGUAUCGGAAGGGUCGUCGACUUGUACCCGUGCAUUCGGAACGGCUGAGAGCGAGGACACCGUACCACAUCAGAGGUGCUGCUAGCGCGUCGAGUUCGGGGACGAAAUCGACCAUCUCGCCGCAAGAAGCGUUCACGACCUAUCGCUACUCGACGCAUGUCGGUGCAUUGGAGGAAGGGACGGAUGAAGUUGCUCAAUCCAGUCUUCGUUCCGAUUUGAAAGCCGCGCUGCAGGCCAACGAUGCGGAUCGAGCCGCGCACGUCAUCACCUCCAUGAUGGGGGCGCAUGAACAGCCCAGCAUCGAUGCCAUGGCCGAUUUCAUUCGGCUCGCCCUUGAUACCCGACAAGAAAGGACGCUCGCCUUUGUCGAAACGCUGGAUGAGCACUUUGACGUGCGAAGUUCCAAAGGAGCUCAUCGACGCUCGAGCGAGAUGUGGGUUGUGUCCAAGAUGUUGGCCUUUGUUCAACGUGGGGAACAUACUCGAGCUUUGGAUUUGUUCCGUCGCACCUUCUCGCUCGAUGGAAUACCUUCGACGCUCGAACAAGUCCUAGCGACUACUAUUCCGCCUUUGGAUCCCGACUCUCGAUCAGGUCAAACCCCUCUCACCGCCGGGGCUUUACGAAUCGCCUGCGAAGCUCUCGUCGCUCUCUUAGAGAAAUUGCAAUCGACUCUAAUCAUCUCUACGAUCUACGAGGCCCUGCUCCGCGAACCGGCCAUCAUCAUCCCUCUACGACCUAAAGGUCUCAGCUCCCCUCUCGACGCUUCGACUUUCACACCUUUCAUCCUCUCGUUCAGUAAGAGGGAGGAUCCACUGGUUUUACUCAAGGUAUUGGAUCAGAUGUGGACGGUUUUAAGAUUACGUCCGACCAAGCAUCAGGUUGGGAUGAUGCUUGGUUCAUUCGCUCGGUUCGCUAGGUCGAAUGAGUUGUUUUAUGUCCUGGACAUCGUGACGAGACGACCAACAGCAGGUUUGCAGGGGAGUGUGAGGGAACAAGUCGCGGAGAUGAUGCAUAACAUCGAGGAAGCUUUCGACGAGGAGAAAAACAGGCUGGACAUCGUGGUGUGGUCAGCGAUGAUUGAGGGAUUGAUGAGACAGAAGGAUCACGAGGCUGCGCAAGAGGUCGUAAGGAGGAUGCAGCAGAGCCCAGGGUUCGGGAAGGGCUGGUUUGAGGAUCAGAGGUUGAGGGAGGCGAUGACUGAGCUGCUCAAAUCGACUAGAUCGGUCGAAGAGUGA
Molecule: messenger RNA, 2349 nt
Organism: Microbotryum saponariae
Lineage: Eukaryota; Fungi; Basidiomycota; Microbotryomycetes; Microbotryales; Microbotryaceae
Source: the annotation of a GenBank genome assembly